AUGCGAAAUCAGAGUCGACCACCCAUUCCUCCUUCCUCGCUCCAUCCCCUAGGAAACACCUUGCUGCCGACGUUAGAAAUCGGGGUGCUGCUUGAUGCGCCGGUGCUGCUGGUAGUGCUCGUUGCGUCCCCGUUCGAGGUCGUGGAGGUCAUUGAGGUUGUCGAGGUCAUCUCCGAGGUUGUUGAGGUCGUCUCCGAGGUCAUGGAGGUUGUGGAGCUGGUCGAGCUAGUCGAGCUUGACGAUUCGGUAGUAGACAUUGUAGAGGAUGAUGAUGUGCUGGUAGGUUCCACUGGAUCAAUCAAGCUCGACGAAGUAGUAGUCAUUGUCGAAGUGGUGGUCGGCGUCUCAGAAGUAGUAGUCAUGUCAGAAGUUGUGGUCGUCAUCUCAGAAGUAGUAGUCAUUGAUGAAGUCGUGGUCGUCAUCUCAGAAGUAGUCGUAGAUGUACUGUCAGCCGAUGUGGUCGAGGUUGUGGGUUCAAUAGGGCCAAUCAAUGAGCUACUUGUCAUGGAGCUUGUGCUGCUAGAAGAUGUGCUGAAAGGCGGGAUAUCAUCAAAGCUCGUGGUUGUGCUCAUUGUGGAUGUCGAGCUCGUGCUGCUGGAAGUUGAGCUUGUGCUGCUGGAACUCGUGGUUGGAGGUUCGACGGGGCCAAUAACUGAGCUACUCGUCAUAGAGCUUGUACUGCUGGAAGAGGUAGUGAAAGGCGGGAAAUCAUCAGAGGUGGUAGUCGUGCUCAUUGUGGAUGUCGAGCUCGUGGUACUGGAAGUCGUGGUUGGGGGCUCAACUGGACCGACCGCGGAGCUACUCGACAUAGAGCUCGUGCUGGUAGAAGACGUGGUGAAAGUCGGAAUAUCAUCAAAGCUCGUGGUCGUGCUCAUUGUGGAUGUUGAGCUGCUUGUAGUCGUGGACAGAGUCGACGUGCUCGAGCUGCUUGAUGAAGUGGAGAAGGGAUCCACCGCAGAUGAGGCGGAGCUAGACGAAGUAGAGGUGGAGCUGGUUGUGCUCGACUCACUCAUAGAAGACGUGCUUGACUCACUGGUCGUCGAGGUAGAGGACGAAGAGGUCGUGGAACUAGACGAAGUGGACAUGGAGGUUGAGGAUGAGGAUGAUGAGGUGGAAGUGUCAUCCACCACUGAAGAGGCGGUGGUGGUGGUGGUCAUGGUCGAGGAAGUGGAGCUGGAGGAUGUGGUGCUGGACAUACUGCUGGUGGUUGAAGUUGUGCCAGGGUUGAUGCUCGUCGAAGACCGUGGCGUUGGUGAAGACGCAGAAUUGGGCAGUUCCGAAGUCAAUGUCACCGGAGAUGGCGUUGAUUUCCCAUCCGGAAUAGACUCCUGGAGCAUAGGUGCCAUCAGUGCUGGACUUGCGAAGUGGUUCCGUCAUUGUGUCGCUGUCAAAGCCCAUGAAGCCAGACUGCCCACUGAACCCGAGGAUCUGGUUUUGCUCAUCGUACACCAAAGCCCAGGCGUCGUCCAUGUCAGUGACAGCAAUAGCAACAGUGCCCGCGAAGCCGAGGUAGCUUACACCAAGAAGCUUCCGUCACCCAUUACCCGGUCAGGAGGUGUAUCUGGAGUGACCGUCGCAGAGGUCGUCGCAGAGGUUGUGGUAGAGCUCGUGGUCAUCGAUGAUGUCGUCGAAUCUGUAGUGCUGGUGCUAGAAGAGUCUGACGUCGUUGAUGUUGACAUUGAAGUGGACGACGAAGAGGUGGUAGUGCUGUCUCCAAUUGGUCCAACUGCUGAUGAUAGCGAAGAGCUGGUGGUCGACGAUGUCAUCGGUGUAGAAGAAGUCGUGCUCGAGCUGUAG
Messenger RNA from Fonsecaea monophora, 1797 nucleotides. RefSeq lists its product as hypothetical. The record is from RefSeq and is a predicted model, not a curated record. Bases 1 to 1797 code for a protein of 598 amino acids. NCBI's taxonomy places the organism in Eukaryota, Fungi, Ascomycota, Eurotiomycetes, Chaetothyriales, Herpotrichiellaceae. The transcript is spliced from 4 exons.